Messenger RNA from Sorex araneus (European shrew), 6224 nucleotides. It is a transcript of the gene MTUS1, whose product is annotated as microtubule associated scaffold protein 1. The transcript has 14 exons. The record is from RefSeq and is a predicted model, not a curated record. Bases 363 to 3992 code for a protein of 1209 amino acids. Gene Ontology annotation, cellular component: nucleus; cytoplasm. Lineage: Eukaryota; Metazoa; Chordata; Mammalia; Eulipotyphla; Soricidae. Gene Ontology annotation, molecular function: microtubule binding.
ACGGGGCGGGGCGCCGCCUGCGUAUUUACAAGUUUCCCCGGAUUGGGCUCUCGCUCCACCCUCGGGGUGCCCGGGCGGCAGCCGCCGGCGGGUCCCCAGGUGCAGACACUGACCGGAGGUCGCCGCGGGCACCGCGGGGUGGGCCCCGAGCGUCUCGGCCGACGGUCCAAAGGGCGCGUCCGCCCGCCGCCUGCGGGGCUCGGGCCGGCUCGGAGCCGCUGAGGGGAACAAGUCAUUUCAACUUCAAAUCAUCUUACACUAAGAUGUUUUUCCCUGUGAUGAAAAAUUUGGAGAUGGACACUUUUUCCUUCCCUCUCAUUUGAAAUGAUCAAAAGAUAAACUAAAAUAGCAAGAAUUUAAAGAUGUUCAGGAUGAGUGAUGAUCAUUCAGAUGACAAGACAAAAGAUGAAUUGAAAUCCUUAUUUAUCAGUGAUAAAGGUGGAAAGACUUAUGCAUACAAUCAAAAAUCACUUACACAAAACUCUCCAACCAAUUAUGUGAAUUGGAAUUCUGCCAAUCCAGAUGAUAUGGUGAUUGACUAUGAAACGAGCUCUGCCAUGGACUUCACUCAAAAUAUUUCUUCAAACUCUCAGUGGAAUGAAGCACUUGAUCAUGAAAGGUCUUCAAGUGAUUUCAUUAGUAAGGAGGUAUUAGAUAUGCAUAUGGAUUCCACAUGUCAGUCUUCAGAACAUGUUAUGAAUACAGAGGAACCCAAGUACAUAUAUAACUUUAAAUCUCUGGAAUCAUUUCAGGACCAGAGCACUGAGUCACCUCUGCCUUUUAUGUGGGGCUCUAAUGAUUAUUUAAACUGUACAGACUACCCUACUGUCUUGCGGCUAAACCAGACAUUUGACCUGAAAGCUGAUACAGUUAACUGUACCUUCAUAACACAUCCUUCCACUCAAGAGAAUCAUACCACUGGAAGUCUUCAACCAACCUGCAUGGAAAGUGGGAAUGCAUCUUUAUCCUGUUCAUCUUGUCUGUUGUCCCCUUCUGAUAAAGUACAUGUGAGAGAAAUGAGUUGCGUUAGAGACACGUUUGAAAACUCUCAAGUCACAGCACCAGCAGUGCAAGAUAACACUUAUACGGUAUCUGGUGAUGUGGUGAUGCAAACUGAUGUUUUUGUUCCAGAUACUGAAAAUCAGUGUCAGAAUUCUUCAGGAAAAGUUACCUUUGAGUACACAGAUAGAUCACAGCAAAGACAAGUUAGCAAAAAAGAGAUAAAAUCUCCAACACCAGUUUCGCAUAACAUGGAUGAUCCCAGUGGACCUGCAUUAGAAGAGUUCUUUUGUUUACCAGAAGAUAAACCAAAUAAUGAGAUGCAGUCACAGAUCUCAUAUGGACAAAGAGAGGUUGGCCAAAAUAUAAGAGAAACAGCAUCCGAUUGUCUUAUAGAUGAUGAAUGCCUUUUACCUACAUCAGCUUUUGAUUCAUUUAAAGACCAAAUAUUGAACCCUGAGCAUACAGGCACUGUGGCUGAAGAAACACAAAAUAUCUCAGUUAAAGAGGAUUUGGGAAUCCAAAGUCAUACCAAGGAAUUGAUCUUGAGUAGCCCAUCCUGUUCGGUGACUUCAUCCAUUGAACAAAGUUUGGAUGAUGUGGUUGUUAGCACAAAUAACAAGGUUUUCACAUCAACACCAGUCCUAAAACCUACAAAUAACACCUUUUGUACGUCACCUGUUAAAGCAACAGAGAAAUGUAAAGUGGAGAAAAGUAACCAAGAGCUUAAAAAUUUACCAAACUUGAAUGGGACUUCUAUAAACAUAUCUAAACCUACUCUAGGAAAAUCAACAACCAAAAGUAAUAUCUCUGUAGGCAGCAAAGUUAGGAAAACAGAAAUUAUAAGUUACCCAAUACCAAAUUUUAAGAAUAUCAAAGCAAAAGUUAUAUCUAGAUCAGUGUUGCCACCCGAAGACCCUGCAUUAUCGAAGGUUUCACCCAGACCUCCUUUAGCCAGUAUCUCAACACCUGUAUCUUCAAGUCAGUUGACAGCUUUGAAUAAAACACCAAGAUCUAGCUCGAAUGCAAACACAAAAGUAGAAAUCCUAAUUAACAAGACACAUAAGCAGCAAUUUAAUAAACUCAUUACUAGCCAGGCUGUGCAUGUUACAACUCAUUCUAAAAAUGCUUCACACAAGCUUCCAAGAACAACAUCUGCCAUGAAAUCAAAUCAGGAAGAUGUUGACAAAGCAAGUUCUACUUACUCAGCCACUGGGUCCGUGGCUCCGUUUUUUCAGAUCAAAAGCCUAGUCCCAGUUAGAAUGGAAAACUCCGAGUGUCUUGAAUUGACAUAUGAUCCCAAUAUCAACAGGAUUAGCCCUGAAAAAGAGGGUGAAAAAGAAAACAGGACAUCUAUGGAAAAACAAGAGUUGGAAAAGGAAAGUUUGAACAAAACCUUUCAAUAUGGUUCUCUCUUCUUGGGCGCUGCUCCAAAACCUGCUACCACCUCCGGGAGGAGUAUAUCCAAGCCUGACUCCUCCAGUCUGAGAAAAACGCCUGUUCCAAAAGCCAAAGCGGGGCCCGCUGUUUCCUGUUUGAGGCGGAACAGCGGCAGUCGUAACCUUAGUUCUGAUGGAAGCCUGUCUUCGCAGAGGAUCCGGCGUGUGUCCUCUCCUGCUGGCAAUGCUGCUCUUAUCAAGUUUGAGGAGAAACCUCCCAAACCAGCCUUUCAAAAUGGCUCACCAGCAUCCUUGUAUCUGAAGCCUUCGGCACCCAGAGUACACACCCACUUACUGAAAGCUCCUCUGAAAGGUCCUUCAAGAAAGAGUUUUUUCACAGCCUAUAAUACAGUUGAAAAGGGCAGACAGAAGUCUCCCAGAAGUUUAUGUAUCCAGACACAAACAUCUCCAGAUGUGCUCUCCUCUGAAAAAACACUUGAAUUGGCUCAAUAUAAAACAAAAUGUGAAAACCAAAGUGGAUUUAUCCUACAGCUAAAACAGCUUCUUUCCUGUGGAAAUAUCAAGUUGGAAGCGUUAACAGUUGUGAUUCAGCACCUACUGUCUGAGCGGGAGGAAGCUCUGAAACAACACAAAACUCUAUCUGAAGAACUCGCCAACCUCCGGGGAGAACUAGUCACUGCUUCAACCACCUGUGAGAAAUUGGAAAAGGCUAGAAAUGAGUUGCAGAUCACCUAUGAGGGAUUUGUCCAGAAGCUCAACCAGCAGCACCAGACAGACCUAACGGAGCUCGAGAAUCGGCUUAAGGAAUUCUAUACCGCGGAGUGUGAAAAGCUCCAGAACAUUUACAUUGAAGAAGCAGAGAAGUAUAAAACUCAGUUGCAAGAGCAGUUUGACAGCUUGAAGACUGCUCAUGAAACUGCUAAGUUGGAGACUGAAGCCAGCCACUCGGAGAAAGUAGAAUUGCUCAAGGUGGCCUAUGAAGCCUCAAUUUCAGAAAUCAAGAAAAGCCAUGAAGUGGAAAAGAAGUCACUUGAGGAUUUACUCUCUGAUAAGCAGGAAUCAUUAGAGAAACAAAUCAAUGAUUUGAAGAGUGAAAAUGAUGCUUUAAAUGAAAAGUUGAAAUUAGAAGAACAAAAAAGGAUAUCACAAGAGAAAGCAAACAUAAAAAACCCUCAGAUCAUGUAUCUGGAGCAAGAGUUAGAAAGCCUAAAAGCUGUGUUAGAAAUCAAGAAUGAGAAGUUGCAUCAGCAGGACAUCAAGCUAAUGAAAAUGGAGAAAGUGGUGGACAACAAUACAGCAUUGGUGGACAAAUUGAAACGAUUCCAGCAGGAAAAUGAGGAAUUGAAAGCUCGGAUGGAUAAGCACAUGGCAAUUUCAAGGCAACUCUCCACGGAGCAGGCGGUGCUGCAGGAGUCCCUGGAGAAGGAAUCUAAAGUCAACAAGCGCCUGUCUAUGGAGAAUGAGGAGCUGCUGUGGAAGCUGCACAACGGGGACCUGUGCAGCCCCAAGAGAUCCCCCACAUCGGCCGCCAUCCCCUUCCAGUCGCCGAGGAACUCGGGCUCCUUCCCCAGCCCCAGCGUCUCACCCAGAUGACGCUUUCUUCACGCUGGGAGACUGUCGGGAGAGCCACGGGCCCAGGUCCUGGGGACUGCCGGGAGCAGAGCUUCCUGAGCUGAUGUGUAAAUCCAUGAACUGGAACGGCACCCCCCCUCACCCCCAAGACCCCUCCCAGGAGACUGGCACUCAGUCCCAGAGACUCCUCCCCUCCACCCACCCACCCACCCCCAAAGAUUUCGCACAAAGCACUUAAAAGAACGAGAGGAUCUUGUUCGUUUGCCUUUUUCACCUGAGCAUAAGGGGGAAAAAAACUCUCAGGGGCCCCUUAAGAUAAAGAUUUCUGACCCUUUAUAAUGUUCCUCACCACACACACCUUCUUAUUAUUUCUGUUUUGGUCUGGAUGGGGCUGCAUGCGUGAAAUGGGUGUGCGAGUGUCCUGUGCGGAUUCGGGGUUGAAAGCUGGUCUCUCUGGACACGUGCUAAUCAGAUUUAGUCACAGAUGCAUUGCCUCCAAAAGCCAUAGAAGUGACUACUAGCUCUGCUCAGCCCUUGGACAGAGCAAGCGAGGGUGACAGGAAAAGCUUUGUCCUGUCCAUGUCUAGACAUUCUCUGUAGCUUUUGGAAGUCAGUUGCUGGCAGUUUUUCAGUGUUUGACCCCGUCCGUUGCAACAAGCUUUCUCCCUGUACAUUUUUAACUCAUCCAUGUAAGCUUAACCUUAUACUAUGUAAACCUAAUAUUACACCACAUUCUCAGGCGGUGAGCAAAAACGUAGAACCCUAAUUUUUCUACAGAUCUGUAUAGAGAAAACGGCAGUACCAGUGGAUUGUAUCUGCCUUAUUUUUUACCUUGAUUUCAGUUGCCCUCACAAAUUUGAACUGUCUUCUCCUCUGCCAUUACCCUAAUUUCUCCCUUUCACCCCUCAUCUAAAGCCACAAAAGCAAUCCUUCUACCUCCUACCUGUUUUUCUCGGGGACUAGGUGAAGGAUCAGCUCAUCUUCAAGGUGCUGCAGCAGCCACUUGCCAAAGAAUCAAAAACCUUGGUCUGACAGCACAAAUUUUGUGGAAACCACGAAGAGGCUAACGAAUGAGUGUUAGUGGCUAGUGGAACUGAGGAAGGUGGGACUCAGUGCUUACUGAUGAGUAGGAGCAUCUUCAUCAAACCAUCUGGGGAGAUGAGGCGAGGGAUUUGUGUCCCCUUUGAGAAAUACCCCUCUCCUUGGGCACGUGGCUACGUGGCCAGCCACAACUCUCCAACUGUAACUCAUUUUAUUUCCUUUAAAGCCUAUCAUUUGCUCUUUAAGACCUUAUUCUCUUCAGAACAUGUAUCUCACUUGUCUGUUUUGGGGAAUUUACUUUUUGGUUUGGGGUUUUGGGUUUUGGGGCUAGUUUGCUGUUGUUUUUGCUUUUUGGCUCAUUUACUUCCACACUAGAGAAGUGUUCUCUCUUGAACACAUUUUCUUUCCCCUCAUGUCUUUAUAAGCUAGCUUUGUUUAGCAAAAUUAUCUUGCUUCACUUAAAAAAAAAACCCUUGCUAAUUUCUCCCAAUUGUGAUCCUUUGGGGGAGGUGGAAGGAAGGGCUGUGGCUUUUAUCUCCCUCCCCUGUACAUGUCCACAAUGUCAUGUCAGUAUUUACUAAUCUGAGUCGUUUGCUGUCUAAAUCCCCUCUAUACUAAGAACAGGUUCAGGAUGCCAGAGGUGGGUAUUCAUGUCAUUAUUUCCGUGUCUUCUACAGAGCAAGAUGAUAUUCAUGAUGCAUGUUGUUUUUUUUUAAUUAGUGAUUGUGUCUGAGUCUUUACAGCUUCCGUAGUUUUAUUAUCUAUGAUGUAACCUCCGUGUUUGCUUCUAAUCAUAUGGGAAUGUAGAUUCACUGCCACCUCCUGGAUUUCUCUCUGCUCAUCCCUCCCCGCCAUUUGGCUCCGUGUCAGGAGUCUAAGCUGGGUUGGCCAUUUCCCCGCCCCCUGCACUUGGUAAAUCUUACUGUUCCCUGCUGACCUCCAGGCCCUUGGGGUGACUGGAGAAAUCAGUCUCACAAUUAAAAUCAACUGUCUUCAGAGACUGGGAGAUAACAGGAGAGAAGAUAGGAAUCAAAACAGAGAAUUUUGAUUUUUUUUUCAAACCAAAUGUUUUAUGUAGGAUGCAAAAUGUUGGCACGUCAUAAAAAUAUGGAUGUGUAAACAGCUGUAGUUGUGCUCAGUUUGUAGUGCUGGAAAAGUGUAUUUACUUUGAUCAAAUAAAUAAUGCUGGAAUAUUUCAUUUAAGAGUUGUAA